This is a messenger RNA of Musca vetustissima, 689 nucleotides long. RefSeq names its product proteoglycan Cow-like. The record is from RefSeq and is a predicted model, not a curated record. The transcript has 3 exons. Lineage: Eukaryota; Metazoa; Arthropoda; Insecta; Diptera; Muscidae. The annotation marks the transcript as partial. Gene Ontology annotation, biological process: establishment of protein localization to extracellular region. Gene Ontology annotation, molecular function: calcium ion binding.
UUAUCUACUAACCUCAAUUUAUCGAUUUCAGGAUAACCAGCAAUACCAAGAGGAUAAACAUAAAAUCCGUGGCUACAAUGAGGUGAUUGAAAAGCCCCAGAAAUAUCAAAAGAACAACAAUAUCAACAAUGGAUAUUCCACUUCCUCCUCAUCUCGUUCUGCAGGUUAUCCCUCCAAAUCACCCGAAUGCAAACCUCAACAGCUGACCGCCAUCGGUAAUCGCCUACUCGAUUGGUUCUCCGUGAUUAUGGCCGAUAGCAAGAAACGUCGCCAACAUAGUCAAAAAUCUAAAGCUCAUUUCCCACCCGCCUGCAAGACCGAAGCCAAAUGGAUGUUUGGACAUUUGGAUUUGAACAACGAUGGCUAUUUGUCGCUGCAGGAAAUGUACGAUCUGGAACAUGAUCAGAAUGAACGAUGCAUUAAACCGUUCAUUGAUACCUGCGAUUUGGAUCAGGAUAAUUCGAUAAAUACCCGCGAAUGGUGUCGUUGCUUUGAGAAAACAGAUCGUCCUUGUGCCGCUGUACGACGAAGAAUCGCUGGCGAUUUUGCAGGAGCAUAUGCACCGGAUUGUGAUGUCCAGGGUUUCUAUAAGCCAACCCAAUGCCAUAACUCUGUUGGUGUUUGCUGGUGUGUGGAUAAGCAUGGUGUCGAAUUUGCCAAUACCCGUACACGAGGAAAACCAAAUUGUG